Messenger RNA from Coregonus clupeaformis (lake whitefish), 1399 nucleotides. RefSeq names its product eukaryotic translation initiation factor 3 subunit J-A-like. Bases 87 to 857 code for a protein of 256 amino acids. NCBI's taxonomy places the organism in Eukaryota, Metazoa, Chordata, Actinopteri, Salmoniformes, Salmonidae. The transcript is spliced from 8 exons. The record is from RefSeq and is a predicted model, not a curated record. Gene Ontology annotation, cellular component: cytoplasm; eukaryotic translation initiation factor 3 complex. Gene Ontology annotation, molecular function: translation initiation factor activity.
UGUGUGCAUCAUUCUCUCUCGGAACCAAAGAGCCAGUUACCGAUUGUACACCCACGGAAUUCGUUCUGAUCAGACACACAGGGAAUAUGGCGGAGGGAGAUUCAUGGGAUGCUGACCCUUUCGAUCCGGACGAGCCCGCCAUCGGGGCCAAGAAGGCUGUUGUGGCAGACAAAUGGGAAGGCGAGGAUGCGGAUGAGGAUAUCAAGGACAACUGGGAUGAUGACGAGGAGAAAUUGAAGAACGCAGAAGAGAAAAAAGCAGCAAAACUUUCAGAAAAGAAGAAAUUAGCUGAAAAAAUCAAAGAAAAGGAAAGUUUACAAAGAAAAAAACAAGAAGAGUUGAGAAAGAGGUUAGAGGAAUCUCAGGAAACAGAGCUCACACCAGAGGAGGAGCUAGCAAAGAAACUACAGGAAGAGGAAACAGAACUCACACCAGAGGAGGAGCUAGCAAAGAAACUACAGGAAGAGGCUGGUCUUCUACUGGCUCAGGAUGCUUUCGGUGUCGUCAACAACGUAAAAGGAAUUGACGCUGUAAGCCCAACUUCUAAAGAUGACUUUACAGAUUUUGAAAAGUUGUUAAAAGACAAGAUAUCCCCCUUUGAGAGUUCAAUACACUAUUCAGGCUUCCUAGAGUCCUUGUUUCGAGACCUCUGUCUCUCAUUGGAGGUAGAGGACUUUAAAAAAGUCAGCAACUCCCUCACAGUCUUACUAAGUGAGAAACAGAAACAGGAAAAGAACAAAGGAAAGAAGAAGAAGAAAGUUCCUACUGGAGGGAUGAAGGUGAAGAUGAAGGAUGACCUAGCAGACUACGGAGAGUUCCAGGGAGGUUACGCACAAGACUAUGAGGACUUCAUGUGAUGUGACACCAACCGACUGCUGAGUCCCAAAUGGCCCCCUAUUCAAGUAGUGCCUUUAUAUAAAGGGGAUAGGGUGCUAUUUGGGAGGCUCCCAAUGUCUUUUCCCACUCCCUCUCAGCUCUCCACCACCUCAGAGCAUGACCCCUGAUCUAUGACCUAUUCUACUGCCCAAAGCCAUCCAAUGAGAACCACCCUUAUGUCGGCCCGCUGCACACACAAACAAGAUUCUGAAAAAGAAGUGUUGAAUGGUUUGACGAAGAACGUGAACAUCUGAUCUCAACGUGGUCUGUUUCUCCUCGUUAGGAUUCCAUUGGACGAUUCCUCGAAAACUGACUGACCAAUAAGACAAGUAACUGAACCCUGAGUCUCCUUCAUUGUUCUGGAUUCCAACAUGUUUUACCAGCAUACUCUUGUGUUUUUCCCAAUCCUACAAUGAAUUCCAAUUUCAUCUUUAAAAUAAAUGAUCUGUCAAUAAAAUGAAUUGUUACUGUUUGACGACUGAAGGUAGAAGGGAAAUAAAUUUGUUGUUCUAUGCAAAUCAGA